AUGGCCACAGAUAUGAAAAAAAUCAUUGACGAUGUGGAGACGAGCUCCAGCCAGUCUCAGGCAUGGAACAUGUUCGACACAAACGAAGAUACAUGCUGGUUCUCAGGGCAUGGCAGCCCACAGUCCAUAGAUAUCUACCUGAAGCAGGCGAUGCAUGUGCAGAGAGCUAGAAUAUCCUUCCAGAAAGGAUUCCAUUGCACAAAGGGAAGAGGGUAUGUGGUUUCGAAUGAGGCUUCUGGGCAUGCCGAAAUGGAGUUCCACAACGGAGGAGGCACCGGAUAUCUAGGCAUUAAUGGACGUGGAGACCAUAUCAGGAUAGUCUUGGAAAGCAGUGCGGACAUGUAUGGCAGAUACUGCAUUUACGGGAUUACCUUUGACUUCUGA
Molecule: messenger RNA, 384 nt
Organism: Encephalitozoon cuniculi GB-M1
Lineage: Eukaryota; Fungi; Microsporidia; Unikaryonidae
Exons: 1
Coding region: 1-384 (127 amino acids)
Source: RefSeq, marked provisional